AUGGGUCGUUUGCAUUCUCUAGAGCUUAGUAAUUUCAAAUCUUAUAAAGAUAAGCACAUUAUUGGGCCAUUCAGUCGUUUCACUGCCAUUAUUGGGCCAAAUGGUUCAGGUAAAUCAAACCUUAUGGAUGCAAUUUGCUUUGUACUUGGAGAAAAGGCGAGUAACCUUCGAGUCAGAAGGCUAACUGAUUUAAUUCAUGGAGCGCCUAUAGGAAAGCCCGCAGCACAUAAGUGCUAUGUUACUAUGAAUUAUGAGGACGAUUCUGAUAAUAUGCGUUCUUUUACUCGUUGUGUAAUUGGUGCUAGUUCUGAGUAUCGGGUCGAUGGAAAGGUUGUUACACCGCAACAGUAUAGUCAUGAACUUGAAGGCAUUAAUAUCUUCAUUAAGGCUAAAAACUUUCUCGUUUAUCAAGGUCAAGUAGAACAGAUUGCUAUGCGUACGCCGAAGGAAAGAACUCAACUUUUUGAAGAAAUUUCCAGAUCUUGUGAGUUUCAAAAUGAAUAUGAUCGUUUGAAAACUGAAUUAAUGAAGGCUGAAGAGGACGCUGCGAUGAAUUUAAACAAAAGGCGUGGAAUCGCGCUGGAAAAGCGAGAGGCGAAGAUGGAAAAAGACGAAGCAGAAAGAUAUCAGCUUAUGAAAGAUGAACUUGUAGCUAAACAACAGAAAAUGUUCCUACUGCAACUGUACCAUACAGAGAAGAGUGCUGAUAAUGCAGCAGAGGAAUUGAGGAGGAAAAAAGAAAUUGUGGAAGAGCUGAUUAAGAAGAAGGAAGAAAGUGAUGAAGCUGUAACAAAUAAACAAAAGGAAUUCAAGAAGUUGCAAAAAGAGUUGCACAGGCUGGAACAAAAAACUCUAGAGCAGGAAAGAGAAGUGACAGCUCAGAAACCUCGCUAUGUAACAGCCAGAAGAGAAGUGGUUCAUGUGAAAACAAAGUUGGAGACAGCAAUAAAGAUGCAUGCAGCAGCAAAAAAAUCUGCAGAAGCGCAUGAAAAAAGUGUCAAUUUGUUGAAAGAAAAAUAUGAAGAGGUGGAGAAACAGAAGUCGGAGUGUGAAACAAACCUUUCUGCUGAAUCUCAACAGCGUCAAAUGCAGUUAAGCGACUCUCAGAUGAACGAGUAUUAUACUCUAAAAGAAGAGGCGACGAAGCGAUGUGCUGCAGUGGAAAUGGAAUUAGAGAGAUUAGUUCAGGCCCGUAUAACUGACAACAACGCUUUGCAGUGCGAACGUCGUCGUUUAGUUCAAGCAAAAGAGAGAGUGAAAAAUAAAGAAUAUGAGAUCGAACAGAAUGUAAAACGGCUGGACGUUUUAUCUGACACAAUUACCUCGCAAGCAAACUUGCUUGAAGAGGAGAAAAAUAGCCUGUUUCAGCUUGAGCACCAGGUCUGCGAGUCGAAGGAGAAACUUGAAAAGGUUACUUCGGAGUUGGCAGAAGUAUCUAGGCAGUUGCAAGACGCCCAUGGUGAUACUGCAGAAUCCGAGCGUAACAGGAAGAAAAACGAGGCUAUUGAAAACCUAAAACGUGUUUUCCCCGACAAAGUUUAUGGAAGGCUGGUUGAUUUGUGUCAGCCAUCACAUAGGCGUUUUCAAAUUGCUAUCACUAAAGUCUUGGCGAGUAACAUGAUGUCGGUCGUUUGUGAUACCGAUGAAACUGCUCGGGAAUGUAUCGUUUACCUCAAAGAACAGCGUCUUGCACCUGAAACAUUUUUACCACUUUCGUUGUUAGAAGUUCAUCCUAUCAACGAAAAAUUACGGGAGCUCACUGAACCUCGUGGAGUAAAAUUGCUGUUCGAUGUAAUACAGUGUAAUGUACCGGUUGCCAGGAAAGCGUUACAAUUUGCUUGCGGCAACACUCUUGUCUGUGAGACAUCUGAGGACGCUAGAUAUCUUGCAUAUGGGAGUGCUUCCGAUCGUUACAAGGCCAUCGCUCUUGAUGGCACACUUUUCCAGCAGAACGGAGUGAUUUCAGGUGGAGGACAAGAUUUAAAAGCUAGAGCUCGGAAGUGGGAUGAGAAUACAGUCAAGAAGUUGAAAGAACGGAAAGCAGCAUUGUAUACUGAAAGUCAGCAGUUGCAUCGGACACGGAAGAGAGAACUGGAAGUGGAAAUGAAGAGACAUCAACUAAGCCAGAUCGAGAAUCGUAUAAAAUGUUCUAAGAAUGAACGGUCAAGGAUUGAGACACAAGCCUUGCAUCGUUUAGAGAACGAAUUAGAAGCCUUGAAAGCUGAAGUUGCAAUGAUUCAGCCAAAGAUUGAAGAGUUGGAGCAGAGGAUAGAAGAAAAAGAUGCAGAAAUUGAGCAGACGGAACAAAAAAAGGAUUCUGUGAUGAACGAAGUCUUUCAUGAUUUCUGUCUGCGUACAAAUAUCAAAGACAUACGCCAGUAUGAGCAGCGGGAGGUAAGGUUUCAUGCUGAAAAACAGGAGCAAUUAAAGAAAUUUGACAAUGAGUUGGAUCGGUUGCGUAACGAGUUGGAGUAUUUGAAAUCUGAAGACAAACGUGUGAAGGAGAAGAUAGAGGAAGAGAAGGUUGAACGGUUAACUAAACAUUUGGAAGAGUUGAAAAAAAAGGAAGAUUCUGAGAAGAAGGUCACAAAUGCUGAAAAAGUUGUCAUUACACUGGAGGAAACAAUCUUACAAAAGCAAAAUGAAAGACACUCGCUUCUUCAUUCCUGUAAAAUGAGUGGUCUUACACUACCUCUUUUAAAAGGAUCUUUAGCAGACGUAGAUGCGGAUGAGCCUUUGCCUUCUACAAAAAUUUUUUUAGGUGCUGAGGAACAACAUUCGCAAUCUGCUACUCAAGAGCAGAUGGAUCGUGAGGCCAAAAUCAAGAUCAACUUUAAAUCUCUUCCAAAUAGCUUAAAAGAGGAAAUUGCUGAGUCUCAAGCUACAAUUUCAAGGAUGCACGCUCCAGUACAUGCCAGAGCUAAUGAAAGGAUGGAAAUCGUAAAGGAGAAGGAAGCAGAGACAACGGAAGAGUGCGAGAUCGCCCGUCGGAAAGCUAGAAAAGCUCGACAGUUAUUUGAAAAAAUAAAAACUGAGCGCUACAGACGUUUUCAAGAAUAUUUUGAACCCGUUUCUCAAAAGAUUGAUGAGAUCUACAAGCAACUGAGUAGGAAUGAGAGUGCUCAGGCUUUCCUUGGGGCCGAUAAUAUGGAAGAACCGUAUUUGGAAGGUAUUGCUUAUAACUGUGUAGCGCCAGGAAAACGCUUCCGGCCUAUGGAUAAUCUUAGUGGAGGUGAAAAAACAGUUGCGGCUCUCGCUCUUUUAUUCGCCAUUCAUUCUCGUCAUCCUUCACCUUUUUUUAUUCUUGAUGAGAUUGAUGCGGCUCUCGACAAUACCAAUAUUGGGAAGGUUGCUAAUUUUAUAUGCGAACGAGCCAGACUUGAUAUGCAGUUAAUAGUUAUAUCACUGAAAGAGGAGUUUUAUAACAAAGCAGAUGCGCUAGUUGGCAUCUACCCACAGCCUUCGAACUGUACGACUUCUGGAGUCCUCACAUUUGAUCUCACACCUUUUAAACAAUCAACCGCAGAAGCCAUGGAAACAGAGUAA
This is a messenger RNA of Enterobius vermicularis (human pinworm), 3546 nucleotides long. NCBI's taxonomy places the organism in Eukaryota, Metazoa, Nematoda, Chromadorea, Rhabditida, Oxyuridae. The record is from the annotation of a GenBank genome assembly.